Messenger RNA from Impatiens glandulifera, 709 nucleotides. RefSeq lists its product as uncharacterized. NCBI's taxonomy places the organism in Eukaryota, Viridiplantae, Streptophyta, Magnoliopsida, Ericales, Balsaminaceae. The record is from RefSeq and is a predicted model, not a curated record. The transcript is spliced from 4 exons. The coding region runs from base 21 to 542 and encodes 173 amino acids.
GGAGAAGGAUUGAGAAAGAGAUGGGGAUGAUCAUGAGCUUAAUGGGAAAAGGAUCGCCAUCAAAUCAGAUGUUGAAUUUGGUGACGGGAACACUUUACCAUCGAUUCUUGGACAAAGAUAUCAAAAGCUUUGAGGACUUCCACUUAGCCAUUCUUGACAUCUUCAACACAUUCAAUUCAGCAUUGCCUGGAAAACACUAUGAUGCUCCAUCGAGGCAGUUAGUAGAGGAGUGUUUUGCGAAAUGGAAAGAAGGUGGAACGAAAGAAGAAAGAAAGGAGAUUUUCGUAGAAUUUGUGAGGAGAAAUGCAAGCCUGAGCAAGUUGGACAAUUCUUCAAUUAUCACAGGUCUAGUAACACCCCCAGCAGCCAUGGUAGUAAAGAAAGCAGGAGAGAAAGUGCCACAACUUAGUAUGGUGAAGGUCAUACCCGACGUUAUAUUUGUACCAUCCGCCACUGUUUUAGCCCUCGUUUUUGUCAAGCUUUCCAGAAGAAUCUUCCCCAAGAACGUUUCUGCUGUCCCUUCCACUCCUGAGACUGCAUAGCUCUCAGGGAACAAACACCAGGCUCCUCAAAGUUGAAUUCCAAUUUACAUUCAUAGAACUUGAUCACCAUGUCUGUAAAUUUUAUUUUAAAUAAUUGCCCCACUUUAUCAAAAUUCUCGUGUACAUGUGUUUCGAUUAUAUCAAACAAUCUCGACUUUCAUCUUCAA